AGAGGACAGAAGCAGGUCUGUUCAGCCAGGUGAGAUGCAGUCGCAGGAUGGUGUGUGACAGGUAAACAGGUGCUGGCGGACAAGGCUACAGGUCCACGAGAUGUCUCUUGGCUCCUAACCUGCAGAUCUGUACACGCUCCAUUCAGAGAUUACCUGCCCAUCGCUCACAUAGAACAUGUCCACAGCCGACCCUCCAGAAGAUGACCCUUUUGAUUUUCUAUUUAAAAUAAUUCUAAUUGGGGACUCCAAUGUGGGGAAAACCUGCGUGGUGCACCGCUUCCAGUCUGGGGUCUUCAGCGACAAGCAUCAGAACACCAUCGGGGUGGAUUUUACCGUGAGGUCCAUGAAUAUUGAUGGCAAAAAAGUAAAGGUACAAGUUUGGGACACGGCCGGCCAGGAGAGGUUCCGUACCAUCACACAGAGUUACUACCGCAGUGCGCAUGGAGCCAUCAUAGCCUAUGACAUCACACGCCGCCAUACGUUUGAGUCCGUCCCUCACUGGAUCCACGAAGUGGAAAAAUACGGAGCAGCCAACUUGAUGUUGAUGCUAAUUGGUAACAAGUCAGACCUGGUUGAGAAGCGUCAGAUCCUGUUUGAAGAGGCCUGCACGCUCGCAGAGAAGCAUGGCCUGUUGGCGGUCUUAGAAACCUCAGCUAAAGAGUCCUGCAACAUCGAUGAAGUUUUCCUCCUGAUGGCUAAAGAACUCAUUGCUCGGAACACCCUCCACUUCCACAAGGACGUUCCUCGAACCAGCUUUGUCCUGGACUCUCAGCCCAUUGUGGUGGCAAAGGAGCCGGAUAAAAACUGUAUGUGUGGAUAGUUGGGGGCAUUUGGGCAAUGCUGGCCCCCAGCCAUUAUUUGAUGAGUCAUGUUUACCUUUCUGAAUGAUGCCAAUGGCUCUUCUCACAACUUGGGCAUGUAUCUAUCAACCACAGGAAGCCCUUCCAAAUGUUCAGAAAAAGCGGUCCUUCUCCGCUACUGGGUUAGACUUUAGGAGUAUAGCUUAGCUAUGCACGAACAACAACUCCUGCAAUGAUCACAAGAUCCUGGUAAAUGUAGUUCCCCAACAGCUUGUACUCUAAAAGGUGCUUAUUGAGAUUAUCUAAAAGAAAAUGUAACCUAAAUUGUUUAUGUUUCCAAAUAUCAAUGGAUAGUUUUAUAAAAAAAAUAAUAAUAAUGA
Molecule: messenger RNA, 1180 nt
Organism: Pseudophryne corroboree (corroboree frog)
Lineage: Eukaryota; Metazoa; Chordata; Amphibia; Anura; Myobatrachidae
Gene: RAB19
Product: RAB19, member RAS oncogene family
Exons: 4
Coding region: 176-820 (214 amino acids)
Biological process (GO): vesicle-mediated transport
Cellular component (GO): Golgi apparatus
Molecular function (GO): GTP binding; GTPase activity
Source: RefSeq, a predicted model, not a curated record